UUAGUUCAGUUGGCAACGCGGCAAACAUUUUGUUUAUAGCGAGAUCGAUAAUAUUUUCAACUAAAAUUAAGAAAAAAUCAUGUCCUUAGCUGAUGAAUUACUUGCUGAUCUGGAGGAGGAUAAUGACAAUGACAUUGAAGAUGCGGAUAUGGCUGAGGGCGAUGACCUGGAGCAAGCAGCGCUUAGUCAAGAGUUAGCAGAUAAGCUUCUGAAGCCGGCUCCAAACCUCAUGGAGGUGGAUGUCACAGUGCAGUCAGUGCGCGAGCUGUGCAAGUUACGCGAUUCGGAACGUUUGCAGAAUACUCUAAAACAAAUUGAACACUAUGCCAGCCGGCAGCGCAGUGCCGCUGAAAUGCUUGGCAGUGUGGAAUCGGAUCCGGAAUACUGUUUGAUUGUGGACGCGAAUGCCAUAGCUGUUGAUAUAGAUAACGAGAUAUCAAUUAUACACAAGUUUACCAAAGAGAAGUAUCAGAAACGCUUUCCAGAGCUCGAUUCGCUGAUUGUAGGCGAAAUUGAAUACCUGCUGGCGGUCAAGGAGUUGGGCAAUGACCUGGAUCAAGUUAAAAGCAAUGAAAAACUCCAAGUUAUACUUACACAGGCAACCAUUAUGAUUAUUUCCGUAACAGCAUCCACUACACAGGGCACCAUGCUUACGCCUGCUGAAAAGUCUAAAAUCGAUGAAGCCUGUGAAAUGGCCAUAGAGCUAAACAACUUCAAGUCUAAAAUCUAUGAGUACGUGGAAAGUCGCAUGACUUUCAUAGCGCCUAAUCUAUCCAUGAUUGUGGGCGCCUCCACAGCAGCCAAGCUGUUGGGCAUAGCCGGCGGCUUAACUAAGCUCUCCAAGAUGCCCGCCUGCAAUGUACAGGUGCUGGGCUCACAGAAGAAAACAUUGUCAGGUUUCUCGCAAACACAGAUGUUACCACACACGGGCUAUGUCUACUACUCACAGAUUGUGCAGGAUACAGCACCAGACUUGCGACGUAAGGCGGCACGUCUAGUGGCUGCCAAAUCAGUGCUAGCAGCGCGAGUUGAUGCUUGCCAUGAAAGCGUGCAUGGCGAGAUUGGUUUAAGGUUUAAAGAGGACAUAGAAAAGAAGUUGGACAAACUGCAAGAACCGCCACCGGUGAAGUUUAUCAAGCCGCUACCAAAACCCAUCGAGGGCAGCAAGAAAAAGCGUGGUGGCAAACGUGUGCGCAAGAUGAAGGAGCGUUAUGCCUUAACUGAGUUCCGCAAGCAGGCUAACCGCAUGAACUUUGGCGAUAUUGAAGAGGACGCCUAUCAAGGCGAUCUUGGGUAUUCGCGUGGAACGAUUGGUAAAACAGGCACUGGUCGCAUACGUCUGCCGCAGUUGGAUGAAAAGACCAAGGUGCGCAUUAGCAAGACACUGCAAAAGAAUCUACAAAAGCAGCAAGUCUACGGUGGCAACACUACCGUUAAACGCCAAAUCUCUGGCACAGCAUCCAGUGUAGCGUUUACGCCACUGCAAGGUCUAGAAAUUGUGAAUCCACAAGCUGCGGAACGCUCACAUACCGAGGCCAAAUAUUUUUCAAACACCUCUGGUUUCCUUUCUGUGGGAAAGCGUACAACUUAAUUAAAUUUGUCCUAUAAAAAGAA
Messenger RNA from Drosophila busckii, 1614 nucleotides. It is a transcript of the gene Prp31, whose product is annotated as U4/U6 small nuclear ribonucleoprotein Prp31. The transcript has 3 exons. Lineage: Eukaryota; Metazoa; Arthropoda; Insecta; Diptera; Drosophilidae. The record is from RefSeq and is a predicted model, not a curated record. Gene Ontology annotation, biological process: spliceosomal tri-snRNP complex assembly; mRNA splicing, via spliceosome. Gene Ontology annotation, cellular component: precatalytic spliceosome; U4 snRNP; U4/U6 x U5 tri-snRNP complex. The coding region runs from base 80 to 1591 and encodes 503 amino acids.